This is a messenger RNA of Phytophthora sojae, 1080 nucleotides long. RefSeq lists its product as hypothetical. The transcript has 8 exons. NCBI's taxonomy places the organism in Eukaryota, Oomycota, Peronosporomycetes, Peronosporales, Peronosporaceae. The record is from RefSeq and is a predicted model, not a curated record. Bases 1 to 1080 code for a protein of 359 amino acids.
AUGGCUGCGACCGGCCUUGGCUGCCCUGCGCCUCUGCAGGCCGAUGGUGACCGCCAAGGGCUGCCCCUGGUGGCGCGCGCGGACGGUCAGGGCGGCUCGGACGGCGUCGAUUGGGCGACGGACGUGGUGAACGGCCUGGCGGCAAUAGUGGUGGUCGCUGCUGAGGCAGCGUAUCAAGUUGCGGUGGAGCGUCUGGGAGCUGGCUGGGAGCUGGCGUGGCUCACUGCUGGAGCAUGGAGCGUGCUGGCCAAGUUAUGCGACAUGCGCUACUGCAGGUAUUUCCGUGGGCCUGCCGUACAAAUGCGGCCGCUCCGAACUCGCGUGUGGAAGUGUUACGAGGCCCUGCUGGCCACCCCAUUGGUUGUGCUGGAGUCCAAGGGCGAGCACGAAGACGGGCUGGGGAGGUUGCUCUACAAGUGGCUUGACGCCCUCCACGAGUGGUGGUGCGUCUUCUUGCCUGAGACUUGGGCAUCGGGACGGAAGGCGUGCUCCAAGUACUGCACGGGCGCGAGUCUGGAGUCUGGCCGUUCGGUCGCCCGUGCCAAGGUUGUCGCCAAGGUGGUAUGGACGCUGACGUCCCUGAUCCUGUUCUCGGCGUUCUACGCCGUACUGUUCAUCUACGAAGUCGUCGAGUGGAUCUGCCAGGGCGUGGCCGGCGUGUUCGCCGUAGUCGUGGUCUUCGAUUGCUGGUUCGCCUCCGAGGAGGGCGAGCAGGCAAUAGUGACUAACUACUGGUUGCUGGUGGUGAAUGUUUGGUUUGCGCUGGGAUACGCUGCGUGGUGCGCGGCUCUCGAGGAGCAGGAGCAGGCUGAGCGUCUAAGUGAGGAAUUCUGGAGGAUGGACGGCGGGGUCAAUGCGCCGAGAGUGCAGCAAGGAGAGAAGUGGAUCAAGCUGCGUGCGCUCGGCGAGGACGCCGAGAUGCAGUCGGGGAGGAUGUCCCGAAAGUUGUGGGCCGUGGACCGGGUUGGAGACCCGUGGGCCGCUACCCGGAGGUAUCUCGGAGAGAUGAUGUGUUUCGCCGUGGAUGAGCGGGAACGGAGUCACCCGAAGGCGCUGAAACGCAAGGAUCUGCAGAGGUAG